CGGAAACCUACAUAUACGAUACAUAUGUGUGUGACGUAACCGAAAGUGCACCACUGUUUUGUUGUUGUUAUUAUUAAUCUCGGUUAAUCGUCAGUCACACACGUACCCACACGUAUCGAGAGCGAUAUUACGUUUAUGAACACGAGCUGAGGUAUCAACAUUUUUUCGUUUGUAUUGUUUCCAUACGUGAGAUAAUAAUACCCACAACUUGGCAGAAUGUCCAAUCAACUUGUAAAAUCGAUACUCUUCAUCUCUGUGUUAACAAUUUUGCUAUUACCCAAAUGUGAAGCGGGUUACCUGGAAGGAGCGCCUUGCAGCACUCAAAAUACAGCCUUUUUAGAAGCCACCGGGCUUUGGCGUCUGCCACCUGUUGCAGUGCAAUGCGUCGACAUCAGUGGCAUGGGAAACAGAACGCGUCUCCCCUUUACGCCCGAAAUAACGAACGCCACCACCCUCUAUGCCGAUCAUAUGAAUCUCGUAUUGUUUCCAAAAUUUGCCACGUUUAGACUGCCAAAUCUCGAAAUGAUCGACCUGAGCGGAAACAAAAUCCGCAAGUUGAGCAGUAAAAGUUUACGAUUCACACGGAAAAUUGAGACCCUUCUCCUGGCUGAUAACAACGUGUAUAUUCCCAAAAGACGCCCUCUCUUAGUUUCAUCCUCGCUAACCACUCUUUCAUUGAGCAACAACCAAAUUCGAAGAUUAACGAAUUACACCUUCUCAAAAUUACCUAAACUGCGAGUUCUCUACUUGGAUCGUAACCUGUUGAAGCAUUUAAGACCGGACGUAAUAAAGCCUCUCACUAAUCUCAAGUAUCUUCACGUGGGAAAUAAUCGGCUUACGGAGUUACCAUCGAAAUCUUCACUACCAGAUUCUUUGAAGAUUUUUAUAACUAAAGGAAAUCCUGUAUAAAAUCAUUAUAUAAUACCUGAAAUAAGGAAAAUGAACAGAGGGAAAGGAUUUAAAGAAGAAACGGAAACAAAAACUUGAUGGGGAUAUUGCUGGUGUGAAUAAAACAGCUACCCUUAACAAUAACAGCUUUACACAUUUAUACCUAAAAAUAGCACACUGCUUUGCACCUUAAGCCUUAUGCAUGAUCCUGAAAAUUGUAAGGAUUUCAAACAAUUUUUACAAUGAAAAAUUUGGUAAAUAUAAAAGUUAAUAUUAAAAAAAAUUAAGUAGUUCAAUAUCUUCGCAUAUGUUGAAGUAAAAAAUAAAAAACAAAACUAUUGUAAAUAAUACUGAAAGAAGAAUACAAUUUACGCUAUUAAGAAUUAUAGAUAUAAGAUGCUGCAUUUUCCUUAAAAGAAAAGACGUGACGUCAAUUUAUUUCUAUUUUCCUAUAACGGUAUUAAGUACACUUAAUGUAUGUUUUAAAAAUACUUGUUUGAAUUUAAACUUUGAUAUAGAAAAUAAACAACUGUUAGUAAUAAGA
Agrilus planipennis (emerald ash borer) is the source of this 1432-nucleotide messenger RNA. Its product is annotated as protein artichoke. NCBI's taxonomy places the organism in Eukaryota, Metazoa, Arthropoda, Insecta, Coleoptera, Buprestidae. The record is from RefSeq and is a predicted model, not a curated record. Gene Ontology annotation, molecular function: protein binding. Bases 217 to 909 code for a protein of 230 amino acids. The transcript has 3 exons.